CUACAACUCUCCCUCAACCGUUUUAUCGAACCACCUCCGUCAACUUGUUUCUCCGUUAGGGCCUCUAAUACCCGGCACAUCUCUCAUACGCUCGUCUCGAGUCAAAUACUCGAGCAUUUCCUUGGUCGUUCGGACGCUCGAUCGGUCUUACUACCUUCCAUCAUGGCUGCCGGAAAGGCUGCCGCUGACUUCAAUGCGAUCAUUCAAGCUGAUCGCAAAAGAAAGCAGAACGAAAACCUUGCCAACCAGCUACUCGGUAAGAACCGACAAACAAAUGGGGGCGCCGCAAAGGGCGCAAAGAAGACACAGGAUGCGAAGCCAGGUAGCCUCGCCAGUCGCAUCGGGGUAGCGAAGCGCCCGACGUCUUCGCCUGCGAAUCCUAGAAUAAACCCCAAGCCCGUCAUUCACCAGGCCCGCCCCAAGGCGCGUCAGACCGAUCGACCUGGCGCAAAGCAGCGCCGUCCCGACGAGCAGCGCCUGCUUUCUGCACUCCUUCCCGAUAGCGGACAAGCAACCGUACGAGGCAAUAAGGUGGGGAUGACCAUCAAGGGUGCUGGCUCAGGACCUUCCGUGGUAGUCGGCAGCAACUUUGCACCGGGCACCACCGCAGCCGAUAUUCAAGCAGCUCUUGAGCCCGUGGCCGGCCCAGUCCUCAGCUGCUGGGUGAUCACGCAGCACCCCGCAGUGUCGGCCGAAAUCACCUUUGCAGAGAGACAGGGCGCAGACAGCGCGAUCGCCAACUUUCACAACCAGAGGGCUGAUGGCCGAAUCAUCUCGAUGCGCCUGAAACCCGUCAGCCUGGGAGCCGACCACGGUGCCACCAACUACCAGAGCCCACAGAGCCCCUUCAACAACCUCCGGGAGCAAGCGGAUCGAGACCGCCGCUCGCACCGUUCCGGUGACACGACGAUUCAAGACGGGAACUACGGGUUCACCGAGCAGAACCAAGCAGUCGAACCACACAGACCGCGGGGCAACAACCGCAGAUGGAAUAACAGGGGCUAUCGGAAUGGGCCCCGAAACGGCGGAGCCUUGAACCAGGACACGCAAGAGGCAGGUCUCUACACAACCGGGCGUGCCCUGACGCAUCUCCGCGCGCUCAGAAACCGCGCAACGCAGACGCAGACCCUCGUCCUGUCCGCACGAAGAUGUCAAUCCUCGUUCGACAACAACCGCCAAUGGUCGACCCCUCUCGCCCAGACCCUGGCUAAUGCCAUGAAGGUUACGGGCCCCAUCCCCAUCGCGGCGUUCAUGCGCCAAGUCCUCACCUCCCCAGAAGGAGGUUAUUACACCACCCGGCCCGCGGGCGAAGGCGAGGUCUUCGGCAAGAAAGGCGACUUCGUGACCUCGCCGGAAAUCUCGCAGGUGUUCGGCGAACUGGUCGGGAUCUGGACGAUUACCGAGUGGAUCGCGCAGGGACGGACAAGGAGCGGGGUGCAGCUCAUGGAGGUUGGGCCGGGGAAGGGGACGUUGAUGGACGAUAUGCUGAGGACGUUUCGCAAUUUCAAAAGCUUUGCGUCGAGCAUCGAGGCGAUAUAUCUGGUUGAGGCGAGUUCGACGUUGAGAGAGGUCCAGAAGCAGUUGCUCUGCGGCGAUGAUGCGGCGAUGGAGGAAACGGAUAUUGGCCACCGGAGUGUGUGCAAGUACUUUGACGUGCCGGUUAUCUGGGUGGAGGAUAUUCGGCUGCUGCCGCAUGAGGAGAGUAAAACGCCCUUCAUAUUCGCACACGAAUUCUUCGACGCGUUACCCAUCCAUGCCUUUGAGUCCGUGCCCCCGGCACCGGAGAACGAGCCGAAGGACGAGGUCAUGACGCCCACGGGACCUGCGAAGCUCCGGAAACCAUUGAAGGCCGCGAACGUGCCGCAAUGGCGCGAGCUGUUGGUGACGCUCAACCCCAAGGCUGUGGAGGAGAACAUCGAGGGAGAACCGGAGUUCAAGUUGACGCUGGCCAAGGCGUCCACGCCGUCGUCCUUGGUCAUCCCUGAAAUCUCGGAACGGUAUCGCGCUCUGAAGUCUCAGCCGGGCUCUACGAUCGAAGUCAGUCCUGAGAGUCGAAUCUAUGCGUCUGACUUUGCAAGGCGGAUUGGCGGGGCGUCAGAACCGCCUCGCACGGCCACGAAGAAGGCUCCGGCUGCUGCUGCUGCUACUGAUGGGGAGACGCCGGCUGCGGCGAAGCGUGUGCCUUCCGGCGCAGCGCUGAUCAUGGAUUAUGGCACUCUUGCUACGGUGCCCAUCAACUCGCUCCGUGGAAUCCAGCACCAUCAGACUGUGCCGGCACUUUCGGCGCCGGGACAGGUGGAUGUAAGUGCCGACGUGGAUUUCACUGCGUUGGCUGAGGCGGCCAUCGAGGCCAGCGAAGGCGUUGAGGUUCAUGGACCGGUUGAGCAGGGUGAUUUCUUGCAUGCCAUGGGGAUCGCGGAGCGGAUGCAGCAGCUGCUCAAGGGCGUGACGGAUGAGUCGAAGCGGAAGACGUUAGAGACUGGCUGGAAGAGACUGGUUGAGAAAGGCGGCGGUGAGAUGGGCAAGAUCUACAAGGUCAUGGCCAUCGUUCCGGAAAAUAAUGGUAAGCGCCGUCCAGUUGGGUUCGGGGGAAAUAUCAUGGCAUAAGCCAGUGUAUAGUAGAAGAU
This is a messenger RNA of Aspergillus japonicus CBS 114.51, 2627 nucleotides long. RefSeq names its product DUF185-domain-containing protein. The record is from RefSeq and is a predicted model, not a curated record. The coding region runs from base 163 to 2607 and encodes 814 amino acids. Lineage: Eukaryota; Fungi; Ascomycota; Eurotiomycetes; Eurotiales; Aspergillaceae. The transcript has 8 exons. Gene Ontology annotation, cellular component: mitochondrion. Gene Ontology annotation, biological process: mitochondrial respiratory chain complex I assembly. Gene Ontology annotation, molecular function: protein-arginine omega-N symmetric methyltransferase activity; nucleic acid binding.